CUUCUUCUUCUUCUUCUUCUCUCUCUCUCUCUCUCUCUCUCAUUUUCUUACUCUCCUACUCUCUUUGUUUCCUUAGAUUAGGCUUGUCCUAUUUUUUCUUGAUUCAUCUUUGAAGAUCAGAUGAAUUGAAAGGAUGGGUUUUUUCAGUUUUUUUCUGAUUGUGAUUCAAAAUUAUUAAUUUUUUCUCUGGUUUCUUGUUGUAAUUUCAUGAACCAUUACAGACCUCAAUUGGGUUUUAUAAUUUUUUAUUUUAUUAUUAUUAUUUUUUUUUGCUUUGAAAGAAAAUAAGUAUGAUAUUCCUCUUUAUGGUAUUUUUGGAAAAUUCUGGUUGUAGAGAUAAGCUGAAUCAGAAGGACUACAUGAGUAGACUGUCACAUAGAAGGAGAAUUUUGUAACAGAUUCUCUCUUUAAAGAGCCAUGAAUAAGAGUCAGAUAGGUUCCAUCACCAGUUCUGAUCUUAUUGAUGCAAAGCUUGAAGAGCAUCAGAUGUGUGUAUCAAUGCAGUGCCCUCGUUGUGGACAUAAGCUUGAACGAAGACCGGACUGGUUGGGUCUUCCAGCAGGUGUGAAAUUUGAUCCAACAGACCAAGAACUGAUAGAGCACCUUGAAGCUAAGGUUGAAGAAGGCCUUUCUAAAUCUCACCCACUUAUUGAUGAGUUCAUCCCAACCAUCGAUGGAGAAGAUGGAAUUUGCUAUACCCAUCCAGAAAAGCUUCCACGAGUUACAAAAGAUGGCUUAAGCAAACAUUUCUUUCACAGACCCUCCAAGGCAUAUACAACCGGAACAAGAAAGAGAAGGAAAAUACAGACCGAAUGUGAUCUUCAAGGUGGCGAGACCCGGUGGCACAAGACCGGCAAGACGAGACCGGUGAUGGCGAACGGGAAACAGAAGGGGUGCAAGAAGAUUUUAGUCCUCUAUACCAACUUUGGCAAACAUAGGAAACCUGAGAAAACUAACUGGGUCAUGCACCAAUAUCAUUUGGGUCAGCUUGAAGAAGAGAAAGAAGGAGAGCUUGUUGUAUCAAAGAUAUUCUACCAGACACAACCUAGACAAUGUAAUUGGAUGGACCGGGGUGCAACCACUGGGGAAGGAAGCGCCGGCGAGCCUAAUAGAAAAGAUAGUGGCAGUGGGAGCUGUUCUUCUUCUAAAGAAGUUAGUUUACAAAGAGAUGAACUGUCGGGUGCUGGGACUGCAAUUUCAAGCUACACUGCCAUGGAUAUCCAACAGAUGAAAUCUGAUCACCAUUUUAGCUUUGCUCCCUUCAGAAAAAGUUUCGACCAGCAGGUGGGGAUGGGAGAAGCUUUAAAAGCAAGAGAAGCAUCCACAUCUCAGAGGUGUGAAGAGCAUGAAGAACCUGAGCACCAGAGGCCACAUAAUCAUGUGACCCAUGAACAACAGCAGCAGCAACAACAUCAUCCUCAUCACCAACAUCACCAUCAUCAUCAAAUGGCAACGGCGGCCUUUCACAUUAGCAGGCCUACCCAUCCUCUCUCUACAAUCAUUGCUUCUCCUCCCCUCCAUCACUCCUCCAUUGUUCUUGAUGAAGACCCCUAUAGAAUUAUUCUCCAAAGUGAAAAGUUUCAGCAGCAGCAGCAGCAGCAGCAGCAACAACAACAACAACAACAACAACAACAACAACAACAACAGCAGCAGCAGCAGCUUCAACAACAACAUCAAAAACUUGGAGGAAGGUCUACUUCUGGUUUGGAGGAACUGUUGAUAGGUUGCACUUCAACUGACAUAAAAGGGGAGUCAUCCAUCCCAAACCCACAAGAGGCAGAAUGGCUAAAAUAUUCCUUCUGGCCUGACCCUGACAACCCGGAUCAACAUGGGUAGAAGCAAGAAAUAAACAAGAAAAAACCUAAUAGACAACAGCAUGAUUGUUAUCAUCAGUGCUUCAACCCCUUCAGUCAUUCCUUUUUAAGAAGAAGAAGCCAAGAACACUUCAAGGAUUUACUCUCUUCAUUUCUUUUCAAGGGGUUUGGAUAAGUUCUGCUGGCUGGUUUAUACUAACUGUACAAUAAACCAUGUUGGAAAGAAGUAAAGAAAGAAGAAAGGGAACCUCCUCAAAGAAAGAAAGGCAAAAAAGGAAGGCUGCUCUUGAUAACAAUAGAAGGAGAACCCAAGUCCUAAAGAACAAAUCAUGCAUGAAAAUCAUCACCAUCAUGAUUACUAGAAGAUCUUUAAACUAUUCUUAAUUAUUAUUAUUAUUUCAAUCUUUUAUAUAAUUCUUCUCUUGUAUCCAAACACAACAACUGAAGGGUUUAUGCAAAGCUUGCUAGUUGUUUGUGAUUUUCACUUACCAAAUGAUACAUAAUUACAUAUAAUAGAAGGUUAAAUGUCUAUGGGAAUUAUGAAAAAUACGAAUUGGGUUUGUUUUA
Macadamia integrifolia is the source of this 2381-nucleotide messenger RNA. Its product is annotated as NAC domain-containing protein 75-like. The coding region runs from base 418 to 1836 and encodes 472 amino acids. Gene Ontology annotation, cellular component: nucleus. Lineage: Eukaryota; Viridiplantae; Streptophyta; Magnoliopsida; Proteales; Proteaceae. Gene Ontology annotation, molecular function: DNA-binding transcription factor activity; transcription cis-regulatory region binding. Gene Ontology annotation, biological process: regulation of DNA-templated transcription. The record is from RefSeq and is a predicted model, not a curated record. The transcript has 6 exons.